Molecule: messenger RNA, 690 nt
Organism: Microthlaspi erraticum
Lineage: Eukaryota; Viridiplantae; Streptophyta; Magnoliopsida; Brassicales; Brassicaceae
Source: the annotation of a GenBank genome assembly
AUGUCUCUGCGUAAGCCACAAAUCCCUCGUCUUCUCCUCCAAAACGUCUCCUGCAUGAGAAACGCGCAGCAGAUCCUGCGACACGUCAACGUAUCUCUCCACGACGGCGGCGCGCUCGUCUUAACCGGAACAAACGGCUCCGGCAAAUCAACCUUCCUUCGAAUGCUAGCCGGAUUCACAAAGCCCUCCGCCGGUGAAAUCCUCUGGAACGGCCACGACAUCACACAAUCAGGAAUCUUCCAGCAGUACAAACUCCAACUCAACUGGAUCUCAUUGAAAGACGCAAUCAAAGAGAGGUUCACUGUCCUCGACAACGUCCAAUGGUUCGAGCUAUUGGAGAACAAGAUCGGGAAAGCUCAGCCUGCGUUGGAGCUGAUGGGGUUAGGGAGACUUGUGAAGGAGAAAUCGAGGAUGUUGUCGAUGGGACAGAGGAAAAGGUUGCAACUUGCGAGGCUGCUUGCGAUCGAUAGACCGAUUUGGCUUUUGGACGAGCCGUCUGUUGCUUUGGAUGAUGAAGGAGUGAGGCUGCUUGAGUAUGUUAUCGCAGAGCAUAGGAAGAAAGGUGGGAUUGUGAUUGUUGCUACUCAUCUUCCUAUUGAGAUUGAAGAUGCUAUGAUCUUGAGGCUUCCUCCUAGGUUUCCGAGGAAGAUGACUCUCAUUGAUAUGCUUGAUCGUGCUGACAUUUCUUAG